Magnolia sinica is the source of this 3339-nucleotide messenger RNA. Its product is annotated as protein transport protein SEC23 A. The record is from RefSeq and is a predicted model, not a curated record. The coding region runs from base 352 to 3117 and encodes 921 amino acids. Gene Ontology annotation, biological process: endoplasmic reticulum to Golgi vesicle-mediated transport; intracellular protein transport; COPII-coated vesicle cargo loading. Gene Ontology annotation, cellular component: endoplasmic reticulum exit site; COPII vesicle coat. The transcript has 7 exons. Gene Ontology annotation, molecular function: GTPase activator activity; zinc ion binding. Lineage: Eukaryota; Viridiplantae; Streptophyta; Magnoliopsida; Magnoliales; Magnoliaceae.
GUGUCUUUCAGCCACAGCUCUCUCCCUCCUUCUCCUUCUUCUUCUCAAGAAACAGACAGAAAGAAAAACAGAAAAUGAUCGAAGCUUCUGUGUAUAUACCAGGAACAGCAAUUUCAGACCAAUUUGAUUAGUACUCCCUUUUCCAAUUGAAAGGAUUAGGUUAAAUCCUCAAAACCCAUCUUCAGGAAGUGGGCUUUCCAUUAAAACCUGUUUAUAUUUCUUAGAAGUGGCGAUCUUCUGUUAUACGUAUGCUCUCAGCUCCUAUUUGGGUUUAACUCAAAUCCACGUCUCUGAAUUCAGUUCCAAUGUUUUUUGGAAAAAAAAUUUGGUUGAUUUAUUAGCCAAAAUUCGAUGGCUACUUCACCCCCACCACCGAACACUCGUGCGUCUUGUUCAGACAGAAGACCUUCAUUUUCUUCCCCAGUAACAACCGGAUUUUCCCCGCAGAGAUCCCCACAAGACUCACGCCUUUCACCAGCUAAUGGCAUCAAAACCAGAAGUCCAAUUCCUCACUUCAUUAUUCCUCCCCGUCCAUCACCCACUCCUCAAUUCAGUACUCCCCCAGGUCUGCCUCCAGCUCCUCAAUUCAAUACUCCCCCUGGUCCACCUCCAGUUCCUCAAUUCAAUACUCCCCCUGGUCCGUCUCCAGUUCCUCAAUUCAAUACUCCCCCUGGUCUGUCUCCAGUUCCUCAAUUCAGUACUCCACCCCGUCUGUCUCCUCUUCCUCAAUUCAAUACUCCCCCAGGUCCGCCUGUCUUUUCCUCACCACUCAAGCCAGCAGCAGUGCCUUUUCGGACACCUGCAUCACCUGAGCCAGUUUCCUUUUCUUCCUCUAGUUUGCCGUUGCCAACAUCUUCUCUUCUACCUCAUUCGAAUGGGUCAGCCGGGUCGUGGUCACACGCCUCUUCUUCUACAGCCGAGUCAACGAUCAAUGGGGCAUCACCGUAUGUCCUAUUCUCUGCUCACAAGGUCUUGAAACAGAAAAGGCUAGCAAAUAUCUCGAGCUUGGGAUUUGGUGCAUUGGUUUCUCCCGGUAGGGAGAUUGCACCAGGUCCUCAAAUAGUACAGUGUGACCCACAUCGUUGCGAAAACUGCGGAGCUUAUUCAAAUCUAUAUUGUAGUAUUAUUCUUGCCUCAGGGAAGUGGCAGUGUGUAAUUUGCAAAAACCUAAAUGGGUGUGAAGAACAAUAUGUAGCGGCUAGCAGGGAAGACCUUGGAAACUGGCCGGAACUCUCAUCCCCAAUGGUUGAUUAUGUUCAGCCUGGAAGCAUACGUUCUGGGUUUGUUCCAGUAUCCGAGUCAAGAAUGUCUGCACCCAUUUUUCUGGUUAUAGAUGAGUGCUUGGAUGAAGCCCACCUUCAGCAUCUCCAGAGCUCCUUGCAUGCUUUUGUUGAUUCCCUCUCCCCAAGUACAAGAAUCGGAAUCAUUUCAUAUGGUCGGACCGUAUCGGUUUAUGACUUCACACAGGGAUCUCUGGCAUCUGCAGAUGUGCUUCCGGGCAACAGAUCACCAACUCAAGAGUCAUUGAAUGCGUUGAUUUAUGGGGCUGGUGUUUACUUGGCACCUAUUCAUGCAUCGCUUCCUGUUGCACACACUAUAUUCUCAUCUAUGAGUCCCUACAAACUGAAGUUGCCUGAAGCAUCAAGGGACCGAUGCAUUGGUACGGCAGUGGAGGUCGCACUUGCCAUAAUUCAAGGGCCCUCAGCAGAAAUGGGUUGUGGGGUGGUUAAAAGGUCAGGGGGUAAUUGCAGAAUCCUGGUAUGUGCUGGUGGUCCAAAUACGUAUGGUCCUGGAUCAGUUUCCCAUUCAUUUGUUCAUCCCAACUAUCCAUAUAUGGAGAAAACAGCACUGAAUUAUAUGGAACGCGUUGGUCAUGAGGCUCAUCGGCACAACACAGUGGUCGAUAUUCUAUGCGCUGGAACGUGUCCGGUAAGAGUUCCUGUUUUGCAGCCUCUUGCAAAAGCUUCUGGCGGUGUGCUGGUUCUUCACGAUGAUUUUGGGGAGGCUUUUGGCAUGAAUUUGCAAAGGGCGUCUACAAGGGCAGCAGGUUCUCAAGGAUUGCUUGAGAUACGUUGCUCGGAUGAUAUUCUUGUAACUCAUGUCAUAGGGCCAUGUGUAGAGGCACCUUCAGAUGCUUAUGAAACUUUCAAAAAUGACAAUGCUACUUGCAUUCAAAUGCUAAGUGUUGAAGAAACUCAGAGCUUCACGCUGUUCAUGGAAGCAAACGAUGACAUUAAGAGUGACCAUAUUUUCUUCCAGUUUGCAGUCCAUUAUUCGAAUGUCCGCCAAGCCGACGUUUCUAGAGUGAUUACUGUCAGGUUGCCAGCAAUGGAUAGCAUAUCAUCCUAUCUCGAGAGCAUUCAAGAUGAGGUGGCUGCAGUUCUCAUUGCUAAGAAGACUGUCUUGCAAGCCAAAACUUCUUUGGAUGCAGUAGAUAUGCGGCUAACCAUAGACGAAAGGGUGAAGGAUGUGGCUUCAAAAUUUGGGCACAAACUACCGAAGUCAAAGCUCUAUCAGUUCCCCAAGGAGCUUUCUUCGCUGCCAGAGAACUUGUUCCAUCUUAGAAGGGGACCUCUUUUAGGAAGUAUCAUCGGUCAUGAAGAUGAAAGAUGUGUCUUGAGAAAUUUGUUCUUGCAUGCACCAUUCGAUUUGUCGCUCCGGAUGGUCGCACCUCGCUGCCUAAUGCAUCGUGAAGGAGGCACAUUUGAGGAAUUGCCGGCAUAUGAUCUUGCCAUGCAGUCUGAUGUGGCAGUCGUGCUUGACCAUGGAACGGAUGUUUUCAUUUGGUUGGGUGCUGAGCUUGCGACUCAAGAAGGGAGAUGUGCGGCUGCUUUAGCAGCUUGUAGAACAUUAGCAGAAGAGCUCACGGAGCAUCGGUUUCCCGCUCCCCGGAUCCUUGCAUUCAAAGAGGGAAGCUCUCAGGCUCGGUACUUCUCUUCUCGGCUAAUACCUGCCCGCAAAGAUCCUCCUUACAAUCAGGAAGCAAGAUUCCCUCAGCUGCGAUCAUUGACGACAGAACGAAGGGCCAGGUUAAAGAGCAGCUUCCUUCACUCAGAUGAUUUUAGUUUCUGCGAGUGGAUGCGUAGCCUGAAACUUGUGCCGCCCGAACCAGCCUAACGAGUGGAGGAUGAUGAAAUUUUAACGGCUUUUUCUUUUCUUUUCUUUUCUUUUAAAAUAUAUGAAGUCACAGCGGAAUCAAGUGUACCAUGUUUAGAAUGUGUAUAAAUUCAAGCAAGCAUGUUUUAUGGAAGUACAGUUUUGAUUUCUGAGACCCACCUGUAGAUACCAUGUCUUCCAAUUUUUUGAGGUUCUGAAUAAAAUUGAAGAAAGCUUUCAUUC